AGAUACACCCAAGACGAAGAAAGGCUUGUCCAAUACGUGAAAACUUUGACAACAUCAUCAUCACCAUCUUCUUCUUCUUCUGGGCCUUGGUCUCUUACAUUUACAUUUGCACCUCUCCUCCACCACAAUAGCUUCUCCCUUUCACAUGGGUUCUUCCUCUGGGAGCUUAGAGACCUCUGCAAACUCGCAUCCCCUUUUCUCUUUCUCCUCUUUCAUGUCCACUUCCUACUCCGACCUCCUCACGUCCGCCGACGAGGAUCCCGUCACCACCACCACUGGUGACAAGGGUGCCGUGGGGAGGGGGCUUUCGGAUCGAAUUGCAGAGAGGACGGGGUCCGGAGUGCCGAAGUUCAAGUCAAUUCCUCCGCCUUCGCUGCCCAUCUCCCCGCCUCCGAUCUCUCCUUCUUCUUACUUUUCUAUUCCUGCAGGGUUGAGCCCAGCUGAACUUCUCGACUCGCCUGUGCUUCUCUCCUCUUCUAACAUUCUGCCUUCUCCGACAACAGGAACUUUUCCAUCUCAGGGCUUCAAUUGGAGGAGUAAUUCGAACAGCAACCAGCAGGAUGUCAAAAGGGAAGAUAAAAACUACCUAGAUUUUUCGUUCCAACCCCAGGCAAGGCCUUCCACGACUUCAGCAAGCAUGUUUCAGCCUUCAACCACCACGAUUACUACUGAACAAGCCUUGAGAGGACAGCAACCAGCUUGGAGUUUUCAAGAACCAACCAAGCAAGAUAGUUUUUCAUCAGAAAAAACUACGGUGAAAUCUGAAUUUGGUUCCUACCAGAGCUUCUCCCCUGAGAUUGCCACGAUCCAAACUAACACUCAGAGCAACGGAAACGGCAACAAUGGAUUCCAAUCGGAUUAUGGCAGUUACCACGCAUCAUCUCAGUCAAUUAGAGAGCAGAGAAGAUCAGAGGACGGGUACAAUUGGAGGAAAUAUGGGCAGAAACAAGUGAAAGGAAGCGAAAACCCGAGAAGCUAUUACAAGUGCACAUACCCCAAUUGCCCAACUAAGAAGAAAGUGGAAAGAUCCUUGGAAGGCCAGGUCACUGAGAUUGUCUACAAAGGUACUCAUAACCAUCCCAAGCCUCAGUCUACCAGGAGAUCAUCAUUAUCAUCUUCUCAAACAAUUCAAGCUUCCAAUCCUCCCAACAAUGAAGUUCCUGAUCAGCCAUUUGUGGCGCAUGGCACUGGACAAAUGGAUUCCGUUGCAACACCAGAGAAUUCAUCAAUCUCCAUGGGGGAUGAUGACUUUGAGCAGAGCUCUCAGAAGAGUAAAUCAGGAGGAGAUGACUUCGAUGAAGAUGAACCUGAGGCCAAAAGAUGGAAAAAGGAGAGUGAAAAUGAAGGUAUAUCAGCCCCUGGGAGUAGAACAGUCAGAGAACCUAGAGUUGUUGUUCAAACAACCAGUGACAUCGAUAUCCUCGACGAUGGCUAUAGAUGGAGGAAAUAUGGACAGAAAGUUGUCAAGGGAAAUCCAAAUCCCAGGAGCUACUAUAAGUGCACGAACCCAGGAUGUCCCGUGAGAAAGCAUGUCGAGAGAGCCUCCCAUGACCUCAGGGCAGUGAUAACAACCUAUGAGGGGAAGCACAACCAUGAUGUGCCGGCAGCGCGAGGCAGCGGCAGCCACUCCGUCAACAGGCCAUUGCCAUUGCCCGACACCACCGCCGCCGCCACCACCAACAACAAUAUGCCAAUGGCAAUCAGGCCUUCAACCAUGACCCAUCUCCCCAACAACUCAACCACCAACCCUCUUCGCCAUGUCAGGCACCCCACAUCAGAAGCCCAAGCAGCACCCUUCACGCUAGAGAUGCUGCAGAGCCCUGAUGGCUUCGGAUUCUCCAACUUCGGCAACUCCAUGGCCACUUACAUGAACCAGCCACAGCACCAGGACAAUGUGUUCUCCAGAACCAAAGAAGAGCCCAGAGACGACAUGUUAUUCGAGUCUCUGCUCUGUUGAAGCUCUGCCCAGCUUCAGGCAAGGUUUGAAGAUCAGAAGAAGGAAAAAAAAGAACAAAAUCAAUAAGGAAGCUUUAUUUCAUUUAAUUAUCCCCCAUUUUGUUUGUUUUUUUGAUGUAUAUUUCUACAGGUAUGUGGUUAUGUAUAUUCAAAAUUUGGCACUAAAUUUAUUUUUUGAAUUUGUCACACAGCUCCAAUUCAUAUUGUAGUUAAUUUUUCCCCAGAUAAAAAUGUCAUAAAAGGGAACAAAAAAAGUUUAUAUAAUUUUUUAUUUAUUUUA
Molecule: messenger RNA, 2236 nt
Organism: Vitis riparia (riverbank grape)
Lineage: Eukaryota; Viridiplantae; Streptophyta; Magnoliopsida; Vitales; Vitaceae
Product: WRKY transcription factor WRKY24-like
Exons: 5
Coding region: 146-1957 (603 amino acids)
Biological process (GO): regulation of DNA-templated transcription
Molecular function (GO): DNA-binding transcription factor activity; sequence-specific DNA binding
Source: RefSeq, a predicted model, not a curated record